CUCUCGCCGAAUUUACGUUUGAUCGGCCAACUUGGGUGAAUGAUCGUGAAUAACGAGGAAGCCGAAGUGCCUCAGUACCAUGAGAACCUUUCACUUUGUUCGACAUUGUCUGCGUGGAAGAUUCAAGAACUACAACAUUCCUUGUGAAACGCUCAUGGGAUCGCCGUCCGCCAGACAUCGUUGGCCCGAGGGUCAUCCCAGGCGACUUCGCUUUCCAUCCGGAUACGGGAAACCAUGUCGGAAAUACCGUCCAGACAUUCUUCAUCGCGUGGAAAAUCAAGCUCUCCCUCCAGCUCUCGGAUCGCGCACUUCCGGGCAUUUCGAUGAGGUCAUAUUGGAGUUUUGGGCUUACGCCACUUGGGCUUUACGUCAUGUUCCAAUCAUGUCCGUCGUGACGGAGACGUCCGGCGAUCGAUCCGAUCGUUUCUCGCCCUCGUGACGCAUCGCGCAUCAACGCUCGGUAUCGUUUUGAACAAGAGGCGGAGUGACGUUACCUCGCGCACGAUCAACUGCGCCCGGCCGUAUGUCACUUGACGUGCAACAGCCGUGCGACCUCCGACUAAAUUCGUCCCCGCGACUUAUGCGCUUCAAAAGUGAAAUUAAUCUCGAAAGUGCUCGGCGAGCCAAAGUUUCCGCGAGCUUCUUCCAAGAGAAUGAGCUCCCGUAGCUGCGCCUGUGCACUUUUCCGACACGGACAUAUUAAGUAGCAGUUCGAGGGCCAUCGCUAACCGCCCAGCACACAAGACUGCAGGACCACCAUCGAUCGAUACAAUUCGCGCGCCCAGCGGGCGUGCGAGCGAGCGACGCACUACGAGACUUGGGCUUAGAGGAGGGCACGAGGAUAAUGAUACUGCAACGAAGGCGUGCAAGGAAAUCCAGAGAGUUAAUUAGGAAGUACCACCGUAUCAGUCGGCGCGGUCGACCCGCUCCUUCAGAGGUGGAG
Odontomachus brunneus is the source of this 943-nucleotide messenger RNA. RefSeq lists its product as uncharacterized. Lineage: Eukaryota; Metazoa; Arthropoda; Insecta; Hymenoptera; Formicidae. The coding region runs from base 80 to 439 and encodes 119 amino acids. The record is from RefSeq and is a predicted model, not a curated record. The transcript has 2 exons.